UACUGAGCGCCGGGCGCGUUCCGUUGGCGGCGGAUUCGAACGUUCGGACCGGGGUUUCUCUGCCUGAAGAAGCGUCAGAGGGACCAGAUUGUUUUCGCUGGCCCAGUGUCCCCGGAGCUUGUGUGCGAUAGAGAGAGCACCUCGGAAGCUGAGGCAGCUGGUACUUGACAGAGAGGAUGGCGCUGUCGACCAUAGUCUCCCAGAGGAAGCAGAUAAAGCGGAAGGCUCCCCGUGGCUUUCUAAAGCGAGUCUUCAAGCGAAAGAAGCCUCAACUUCGUCUGGAGAAAAGUGGUGACUUACUGCCAAUUUAUAGCUCUUUCAGGCCCAUGUUUAAGGCAGUUCCAACAAUGACAGGGAACGUAUGCUCCACCCUGGCUUGUCAGUUCAUAUUCCUGGCGCUCAGUUGUACCGGGCCGCGCCGAAAAAACCCAUGGACAGAGGGGCUGCAUAGUGCGGUGGGAUCCAGGUGGCAUGGGAAAGUGGGUGAGUUGAAAUUUCAAGCGAUUGAAUUGAUGGGGUAUAGAAUGUUCUUUCGGUCACUAGCUUUUCCCAGGUAGUAUGCUCGUCGUGUUUGGCUUUCAUUAAACAUUUCGCCUUCACUGUCUUGAAUAUGGCAUGGAUUACCCUGGUUUCUUUAUAGCUUUCUGCUCACCUUUGACACUUCGUAUCUUACCCAGUUCAAUGAGUUAGCAAAAAGUUCAAUGAAUUAGCAUUAAACUACACCUGAAAGUUAUUGCAAGAUAAAGUGAGAGGAACCUUAAAAUUAAAGGGAGCAGCAUUUGUAAAGAAAAGCUAGAAUCAUGAAAAGACCUAAGGUAAGAUCAAAUGAAAUUAUGUAGAAGUGUAAUUCACUUGCAUCCCACAUCAUCCACAAAGUUUUCUGUAGUUAAGGCAGUUUGUUUUGAUCUGUUCUUUUUUCUGAACUUGGACAGCAGUAAAAGUAUACAUCAUACAAUUGAGCUAUUGGGACUCUUAACACUGUUGUCUAGGAGUUUUCAUAUGCUGAUGUCUCCUAGUGUGGUAUGCAGCUUCUUGAGGAGAAUGAAUAGCUCCUUUUCUGUCUCCCAUUGUCUUUAACACAAAAUUAAUCUACUUUUAUGCUGCCUUUUGUACAUGGUAUUUCUUUUGCUUGAAGAUGUCUUCACUCUACUUGGCAACCUACAAUUUUUCCAAAAUCCAGUUCAAAUGUUACUUUAGUGACACUUUCCUUAAUGUCCUUAGAAAGGAAAAAUCUUAUCUUCUCCAUCAUCUAUUGUCACACAUUUGCCUUUUUAUUUAUGGGUUUGAUUCUCCCACUACUCUGGGAACUUGAAUUUGGAAAUUUUUGUAUUCCUGGUGUUUUGCAUAAUAGCUUUAACAUUCUGAGUCUACAAUUAAUUUUGGAAAUGCAUGACAACUAUGUGGAUUGAUGUCAUUUCUAGCAUUGUAUUUAUAAUUUCCUUGUGUUAUUUUAUCAUUCUUCACUGGCUUUUUGUUAUUUUGUUUUUUUUAUGCCUUAUUUGAUUGUUUGGCCCCAGGGAUGGUACUAGGGAGAGAGUUAACAUCUGUUAAAUGUAAAGGAAUGCUGUGCAAAUAUCUGAGUACUUAUAGUUCAUGUAAAAUUCAAAAGUGCUAUGACAAAGGGAGGAGGAAUUCAGACUGGCCCAGUCUUUCUGUCAACUGAGACUGUCAAGAAGUAUUUCUUUAUAAAUUUUCUUUUGAUUUAUUUUUCAAGCAAGCAGAUUUUUAAAAGUAACUUAUUGAUGGAAUAGCUUACCUUUUUCAAGUUAGAAUGCCUAGCUAAAUACCCUAAAACUAACUUUUGUUCUGACCAUUUUAAUAUAAGCCUUAGUGCAUUGGAGUAGUACCACUCAAUUAACUGUUUUAUGACAUAGAUAUAGGUUGCUUGAAAAAAUUUUUGUGAGAUUUGAAAAAGUAAUACUAAUUUGUCUCAGUAUCUGUAUGAGGGUUCGCUAGAGGGACAGAACUAAUAGGAUAGAUGUAUAUAUGAAGUGGAGUUUAUUAAGGAGUAUUGACUCACACAGUCGCAAGGUGAAGUUCCACAAUAGGCCAUCUGCAAGCUGAGGAGCAAGGAAGCCAGUCCCAGUCCCAGUCCCAAAACCUCAAAAGUAGGGAAGCCGACAAUGCAGCCUUCAGUCUGUGGCCAAAGGCCCUAGGGCCACUGGCAAAUUAGUGGUAUAAGUCCAAGAGUCCAAAAGCUGAAGAACUUGGAGUCUGAUGUUCAAAGGCAGGAAGCAUCCAGCACGGGAGAAAGAUGAAGGCUGGAAGAUUCAGCAAGUCAAGUACUUUCACAUUCUUCUGCCUGCUUUAUUCCAGCCAUGCUGGCAGCUGAUUAGAUGGUGCCCACCCAGAUUGAGGGUGGGUCUGCCCAGUCCACUGACUCCAAUAUUAUUUUCCUUUGGCAGCACCGCCUACACACACACCCAGGAACAAUACUUUUCAUCCUUCAGUCAAGUUGACACUCAGUACUAACCAUCACAGUAUCCAUGGCUCAUGACCACGAAGAGGAAAGGGUAUUCCAUCUAGGUUAAUGAAUUAAGUCUUAAGACAGUGUGGUUUAAUUGGGUCUGAUUUAAAAAAAAUUUUUUUUUUGCCUUAUCUGGGGAGGUGUAGUGGGGUCUUCAUGCAAUAAUAAUUAUUAGCUGCCUACUCUUUAUUAAGCAAUGUGUUAAGGGACACUGGGGAUACAGUGUUGAAAAGACCAGGCAUAAUUCAUGUCCUUAGAGUACAUUGCGGAAGACAGCUAAGUGAGAAAUUACAUCAUGAUGUGGUCUAUGCAGUGAUAGAAAGUUCAGAGUGCUAUGGAUCAAUAUAACCUUACAUAUUGGGGGAAGCUGGGCUUUUCAGAGAAGUCUAUAAACAAGUAGGAUGCCUAGAGGCAAGGCUGCAUUUGAAUUCUCAAAGAAAUUCAAAAGGCUUAGUGUAGAACUGGAAGCUUAGAACAGUGAGAGGUGAAACUAGAAUCCCAGUCAAGUGGGAUUUAGUGUUAAGGAAUUUGGAAUUUAUCCUGAGGGUAUUUGGAAGCUAUUUACCUUUAGAAGUAGAAAGAAUAGAUUAACAAAUGAAAUUGUGCCAUAUUAUGGGGUGUUUUUGCUACCAAAAUAAAUGGGCUAUCAUUGAAAGUUUAAAAAAUAAUUGGCACAGUAUAAUGUAAAUAAUUGGAAUUGGGAUGCUUCUCAGAGUUUUUGUGAGAAUCAAUGAAGAUAGUGCAUCAAAAAUGUACCAAAAGAAUAUCCACCUUUCAUAGAUAGUUAAUCUUGUUUAAAUUCCCAAACCUCUGUUUUCUCCACAUAUCACUAGAACAUUAUUAAACACCUAUAUAACAAUCUAUUAAAGAUCUCUGCAUUAUAUAAAGCAUUAAAACAUCACAUUACUAGUUAUUUAACAUUUAGUGAACUGUGGGAGAGUGUGCAGUACACAAGAUGGUGAAUGUUAAGUAUUGUGUAUAAAUUGUUCUUCUAACUGCAAAGAUCACUUGCCACCAUGUAAAUAACAGAAUAAAUCAUGUUAAAGACACUAUCUAAUUGGAUCUAAGUUGGUAGUGCCCUCAGGUACCUGGCAGAAGCAAAGGAUGGGGAAGAUAUGUGCAAUAAUAUAAAUAAGAGCACUACAUAUGAUUCUAGAGUGGAGAUUGAGAUACGACUUUAGCUCACUUCACAUUUUCUUCUGCUUGGAUUACAUGUACUUUAACUUUUUUCCAAGGAAUGUUCUUGUAGAUUAGGACUUUUGUUGGUUUGGAUGGUGAUUUUGAGUAAAAUACUUAACAAAAUGUUAUUUUAUAUGACAUAUCAGAGCUUGUUUAUACAUAUAUGUAAUCAGAUAAUGUUGAUAUAUAUAUUAGCUGAAGAUGAGUACAUAUGUUUUGCUUAUAUGUAGAGCUUGUUUCUGUAAAAAUGUACAAGAAGGUGUCAGCUAUGGUUGACUGGAGGAUGAGAUGGGGAAUAUACUUAUUUUUGAUAGUUUACUACCCUUUUGUAAACUUUGUUGUUUUAUAUUCUUAUUGUAAAAUAAUUAUAGACUCAAAAGAA
Pongo pygmaeus (Bornean orangutan) is the source of this 4028-nucleotide messenger RNA. It is a transcript of the gene CENPW, whose product is annotated as centromere protein W. Bases 177 to 557 code for a protein of 126 amino acids. Lineage: Eukaryota; Metazoa; Chordata; Mammalia; Primates; Hominidae. The transcript is spliced from 3 exons. Gene Ontology annotation, molecular function: protein heterodimerization activity; DNA binding. Gene Ontology annotation, biological process: mitotic cell cycle; chromosome segregation; kinetochore assembly. Gene Ontology annotation, cellular component: kinetochore; nucleoplasm. The record is from RefSeq and is a predicted model, not a curated record.